This is a messenger RNA of Leptosomus discolor (cuckoo roller), 1671 nucleotides long. Lineage: Eukaryota; Metazoa; Chordata; Aves; Leptosomiformes; Leptosomidae. The record is from RefSeq and is a predicted model, not a curated record.
AGGAGCAAAGGUGUUCCUGGGGCGCAGGGUGGGAGCCAGGCAUACCCCAUAACCCUUCUCUCUCUGCCGCAGUGAGGCUCCACGACAGCAUCUCCGAAGAGGGCCACCACUACCUGAUAUUUGAUCUGGUCACCGGUGGGGAGCUGUUUGAGGACAUUGUGGCCAGGGAGUACUACAGCGAAGCGGAUGCCAGCCACUGCAUCCAGCAGAUCCUGGAGGCUGUCCUGCACUGCCACCAGAUGGGGGUGGUCCAUCGGGAUCUGAAGCCUGAGAACCUGCUGCUGGCAUCCAAGCUGAAGGGUGCUGCUGUCAAGCUGGCUGACUUUGGCCUUGCCAUCGAGGUGGAGGGGGACCAGCAAGCGUGGUUUGGUUUCGCUGGCACCCCGGGAUACCUCUCCCCCGAGGUGCUCCGGAAGGAUCCCUAUGGCAAAGCUGUGGACCUGUGGGCUUGUGGUGUCAUCCUUUACAUCCUGCUGGUUGGGUACCCGCCCUUUUGGGAUGAAGACCAGCACCGACUCUACCAGCAGAUCAAGGCUGGGGCUUAUGAUUUCCCCUCCCCUGAGUGGGACACAGUCACUCCUGAAGCGAAAGAUCUCAUCAACAAGAUGUUGACCAUAAACCCAUCCAAACGCAUCACGGCAGCAGAGGCUCUGAAGCACCCCUGGAUAUCGCACCGUGCCACCGUGGCGUCAUGCAUGCACAGGCAGGAGACGGUGGACUGUCUGAAGAAGUUCAAUGCCCGGAGGAAGCUGAAGGGAGCCAUCCUCACCACCAUGCUGGCCACCAGGAACUUCUCCGGAGGCAAAAGCGGUGGCAACAAGAAGAAUGACGGCGUGAAGAAAAGAAAGUCCAGUUCCAGCGUUCAGUUAAUGGAAUCGUCAGAGAGCACCAACACCACCAUCGAGGACGAAGACACCAAAGUACGGAAGCAAGAAAUCAUUAAAGUCACAGAGCAGCUGAUUGAAGCAAUAAGCAAUGGCGACUUUGAGUCCUACACGAAGAUGUGCGACCCUGGGAUGACUGCCUUUGAGCCCGAGGCUCUGGGCAACCUCGUGGAAGGCCUGGAUUUCCACCGAUUCUACUUCGAAAACCUGUGGUCCCGGAACAGCAAGCCUGUGCAUACAACAAUCCUGAACCCCCACAUCCACCUGAUGGGAGACGAGUCCGCCUGUAUCGCCUACAUCCGCAUCACGCAGUACGUGGACGCGGGAGGGAUCCCCCGCACCGCCCAGUCCGAGGAGACCCGCAUCUGGCACCGCCGGGAUGGCAAAUGGCAGAUCGUCCACUUCCACAGAUCUGGCGCGCCCUCUGUCCUACCGCAGUAAGCCCUCUGAAGCGCAGUCUUGCCCGUGUUGGGUUUGUCACUGACUGACUACCAAGGGGAGACCCCCCUCCGACAUCUUCACCUACGGGACUUUGGCUGUUGGCUCUGCUGCUUGGUUCCCGCUGGAAUAACCCCUCGCUUCUCACCGCACACAUGCAACAGCCCCGCUGGCGCCCCGCAAGCAUCCCAUCAACCCCCACCCCCACCGUGCCGGGGCCAUGGCACUGGGCCCCCUUCCUCUGCAUGAACCAAGAAAAGAGAAACCAUGAACCUAAACCCGAGCAUCUGGACGGUGAGAUAAUACGUGCCAGGGCAAAGGCCUCCCUCCUCAGCUGCAUGGCAUUGGU